AGUAAGCUCAGGGCUAAUCUUCCUCAAAAAAAAAAAAGAAAGAAAAUUAUAGUUUUAUUAAAUCAUGCAUAUAGAGCAGUGACUGUUUGCCUGCCAUGUGGUAGGUGCUCAGUACACGUCAGCCGGUAUUAACCAUAUCUACUUAUCCAUCACCUGUCACCGAAUGGACCACAGCACGCAGCCUGGGGCUCUGUCCUGGGUUCUGCCGGGACCUGUUUCUUUGGGAGCAAGGCCUCCUGGACUUUGGGGCUUCAGCAUGACUGGUUAAGAGGCGGGGCUCUAGACCCGGUUGCCUGGGUCUGAAUCCCAUUUCUUCUUGCAAAAGUUACUUAACUCUCGGCUUCAGCUUCCUCCUCUGUAGGACGAGGAUCACAGGACCCACCUCACAGCACUGUGAGCAUUAGACGAGCUGAUAUAGGUAAGGCUCUGAGCGCAGCAGCUGCAAGUAAAAAGAGCUUGAUCUGUGUCGGCUGCUGUUCCUCCGUGACAAUGGAGGCAAUCACUGUGGUCUCACACUCAGAAGCCAGAGUGUCUCAGCCCAGGAAUUAGACUGCAUGUAACUGUAUGUAGAUUGUGAAUGGGCACAUGUGCGGUUGAACCUGUGGUCCUGUGCAAAGCACACACUGGGACUGACGUCCUGGUCCCUCCCCUGUCAGUGCUGUGUGUGACUUGUUUUUUAAUCAGUCUAGAAACGCCUGUCUCGCUCACCUCCUCAAGCUGGAAGUGGGUGCAGGGAGGGGAUGGAGGUGAAUAAUAUUCGGAAAGGUUAAGGCCUUCUAUGCAGCAAGGAUAUUUGUUGUGAUUUUUAGGGAAACCGUAUGCGAGGAAGGGGCUGCUCUGAGGUUGGGUUUCUACUCUGUCUUCCCUCCCCAACCCUUGGGACCUUUGCACUGCUUUCUGGCAUUCAGAAGAAAAACCCAGCCUGGCUUUCUUCGAACAGUCAGUGGCCCUGUUUGCUGGACAGUGAGAUGAGGCUGCAUCAGUUGGUACCAGGCCCAGUGUCUCGACCGCUGAUGCCACUUGACUCCCAGCAAUAGAGCUGGAGUGUGGAGCUUUGUCCUGUGUAUUAAGUGUCCCUGCUUGGGGGCAGGGGCUGGUGACAGAGCCAUCACGCGAUGGUCUUGAUAUCUGGCCAGAGCUUCCUGUUUAAACCCUUUUUCUACUACAUGGUCUGUGUUUCCUCCUCCAUGGGAAGAAAUUUAGAGUUUUGCCACCGACUCUGAAUAACUUGUGGGACUUCUUGCUUCUGAUGAUGGAGAAGGGCCUGCCUCACCUGUUGGCCUUGGUUUCUGUGUCUGGAACAUGGAGAUGAUAGUAUUCACCUCGCAAGGUUACAGUGAAGAUUAAUGAGAUAGGCGUAUUUAGCAAAAUGCUGCACAGACCAGGUGCUCAGUACAUGCCUGUGCCCUUCCCCUUCUUUGUUCAUUCUGGGAAUCACUCUUGCUCGGAAGCUGGGAUGAGCUGGCCCCUGGUCCCAUAGCCCAUAGUUCCUUGGUCACCAACUUCAGGCCCCACUCAACGCCUAGCCAAAUAGGAUGCCCUCUGGAGCACCCAGCCUGAGACAGCAGUCCCGCUUUCUUUCCCUACUGCUCCCUGUCAUGCCCCCACGUCCCAGGCCAAUCUCAAGUGUGCUUUGAGUUGGCAGACGGUGUCCAAGCCGAGAGUGCCCCGCCGAGCCCUAGGGAUGUGGCGGUCUAGCUUCCUGUUCCUGGCUCAUUUCUAGAGAGCUGAGCACCCAAAUACCUUGCAUGUGGCCCAGCCUGAAUCCCAAGUACGCUGGUCAGAUCACAUCAGGCAGGAAUCCUGACUCAGCCUCACCCGUAAGGCCUUCUGUCGCGCACCUCCCUUCUCAGGGCCUGGGCAGGGACUGUGCUCCCUGCUUUCCAGGAGCUGAAGGGCUAGUGGGGUGGGGGCGGGAAAGGACUGCAAGCCAGUGACCGGGAGGACCGCAGUAGCCAACCCUGAGGGCUGCCUGGUGAGCUCAGUCGAGAAAGGGGAAUUCUUGACAGCUUGGGUUCCAGGCAGCCUGGAGAAGGUGUAGGACUUGAGCUGGACAGAGUUCAGGGGAAAGCCGUCUGCGGGAGGUGACCGUGCUCGACGUGUCCCUGGAAACAAACACAGGCUCAGUGCUGAUGAAUAUUCCCAUCUUGGGCCCAGAUCUGAGAUCAAAACCGAGUCCCGCGAUUUUGGGUCUAGUGUUUAUUCCACCGCACCUGACUGGGAGAGGUUGUCUGAUGAGCGGAUCCCCGGCUCCAGUGGCCAUGCUGUGCAGGCAUGCACCCUUUUCUGCGUAGCUCCUACCUGCUCAUCUUGAAGGCUCAGCAACAUGGCUGCCUCCCCUGGGAAGUCCUGGAAGAACUGAGCACGCCCCACUCUAAGGACCUGUGUCUUUACACCUGUAGCAUCUCACUGCACUCUGAGUGUAUGUUGUCCCUUCUGCUAAAGGGGGCUGCAGUCAUUCGUUUCUGAAUUCCCAGCACCUUCACAAGGGGCUUGCACGUACUUGGGCUCAAUAAGUGUUGGGUGAAUGGGUGGACGGACAGGUGGGUGGAUAGGUGGGAGAGUUUUAGUGCUCUUUGACGUUCCUUUGGGGGAGGUUCGGUUGCACUUACUGAGGCAUACCUCCUCCAAGGGUGGGUAAACUAGAGCUCUUUAAUAAAGAAGUCUUUUUGGAGCCUCCUUGCACCUUGCUCGCCUCUGAGUAACUGUUUUUGAGACCGUAUCUCCACAGGACUGAGUCUGGCCCAGAGCCCUCUGAUGAGAAAAGGGGCUCGUCACGGACCGUCGGAUAUCAGGGCUGAAAGGGCCUUACAGAGCAUCAGAUUUGAGAUUCUAGAGGUGGGAGGCGGCAGAGCUGGGACCAGCACCGCGGUCUGACUCCCAGCCCAGGGCUCUGCUCAACUGGAGGUCUGCCCAGACCCUCAACCUUCUGGCGUCUUUCCUGGAUACCUCACCUCCUAAGGGAUGCCAGGCUGCAGGGAGGGGACAAGGGUUGGCUGUGCACAGAUGGGCAGAGGUGCCUGGUCUGGCUGACAGGGAAAGUUCAAGUGCAGGAGGAGGGAAGCCUUUCAGGUUUCACUUUGCAGGGGAUGUAGAAAGAGAAGGGAGCGGGGAGGGAACUUCCCAGUGGUCUGGAGACCGAGCCAAGCUCUUCAUUCUCUUCCCACAGCCCUCUUACCUCAUUCCGGACCGAGGGAUUUCUUGGUACUGCUACCCUACCUUGUAGGGAAGCAUUUAUUGUGGCCCAAGUAGAGAAAGAAUUUAGUUACUAAUUCUAGUCCAACUCUGGGUGGGAGUAGGGAAGACAGCGAUCAUGCCCCCAGAUGGCUUGGUUGCUUGGCUGUUUCAGGUGACUGCCAGCCCUUGGCACCCUGUGGUCUACACACUUGAGCAAUGUGUAGACAGGUGAAGGAUGGGUAAGUGCAGCUGGGGAGCCCUUUGCCACCCCGUGCCCUUGUCUCUCAUUGGUGGAGGGCUAUGACACCCCCUCCCUGAUGCCAUGUGGGCUUGUCAGUGAGCACUGAGUGGCCUCCGGUCCAUGGAGAGCACCCUUCCUGGGGCUGGGGGCGGGGGAGUAUGAGAUCACAUAGCUGUACGGUUGUAAGAACCUUAGACAGCAGCUAGACCAGCUCUCAUUUUACAGGUGCGGAAACUGAGUCCCAGAGAGGUGAAAUGGCUCGUCCAGGCCACACGGCUACAAAAGUUGCUGAAACUGGACCACACUGUUCUGGCUCUCAGUUCAGAACACUUUCCAGAAUUUUCAGAUGGUUUGAAUUUUCCAUUUAAUCGUUUUUGUCUGUGCAACCUUGGGCAUGUUAAUAAAUUUCUCUGAGAGUCCGUUUUCGUCCUUGUGAUGAAAUAGGAAUAUUAAAUACCUGCUGUGCAGGAUGGCACAAAUGGCAGGAGUUGGAGAAGAUGCGUCAGGUACCCAGCACGGGCCAGGCACCUCCCGCAGUUAGUGGGUGUCAUCACUGUGAUUGUUUUCCCUGUAGAUGGGAACCACCCUGUCUCAUAACUGGGAUGUUUAUCUCACCCUUCAUCUCCCUUCCCAGCCUCAGACACCAGCCAGGUCUGCUGCAGUGACCUCUCCUUACCUGUGGGGGCCAGCACCUGGGGAGGCGUUUACAUUCUUGGCAUUCCUCUGGCCUCUGGGGGCUGAGAGAGCGCUGGGGCGGGUCGGGAGGCCCCGUGGGAGAGGGGCGUGGAAGCCGGUCCCCCUCUGACCCCUGCUGCUCCAGUCUGGGAAUGAGAAAGCCUUCUCCGGGAUUCUCCACUGAGGAAGCCCAGAAACCUGAAGAGGCGUUGCCAGGAGCGUGCACAUCCUUUCAGACACAUGGCGCAGCUGUGAGUGUCCGAGUGAUGGGGUAUGUGUCCAGGAAGCACCCCAUGGCCGCAGGCGUUUAGCAUGGGCUGAGAACCUGGACCCACACGGAGGGCUGGCAGAAAUGGGCUCCUGGCUGAGUCCCAGGUGGUCGGUGUCAGAAAGGAGAGGCCUGGGUGUCUGGAGCAGGCCAGAGACGAAGCAGUUCUGGAAUGCGUGAAUGGGCUGGAGCCCUCGCCGCCUGGCCCACCAUGGUCCAGAGGCUGUGGGGGAGCCGCCUGCUGCGGCAUAGGAAAGCCCAGCUCCUGCUGGUCAACCUGCUGACCUUCGGCCUGGAGGUGUGCCUGGCCGCGGGCAUCACCUACGCGCCACCCCUGCUGCUGGAAGUGGGGGUAGAGGAGAAGUUCAUGACCAUGGUUCUGGGCAUUGGUCCAGUGCUGGGCCUGGUCUCCGUCCCGCUCCUAGGCUCCGCCAGUGACCACUGGCGUGGGCGCUAUGGUCGCCGGAGGCCCUUCAUCUGGGCCCUGUCCCUGGGCGUCCUGCUGAGCCUCUUCCUCAUCCCGAGGGCCAGCCGGCUGGCAGGGCUGCUGUGCCCGGACGCCAGGCCCCUGGAGUUGGCCCUGCUGAUCCUGGGCGUGGGGCUGCUGGACUUCUGUGGCCAGGUGUGCUUCACUCCACUGGAGGCCCUGCUCUCUGACCUCUUCCGGGACCCAGACCACUGUCGCCAGGCCUUCUCUGUCUACGCCUUCAUGAUCAGCCUUGGGGGCUGCCUGGGCUAUCUGCUGCCCGCCAUCGAUUGGGACGCCAGUGCCCUGGCCCCCUACCUGGGCACCCAGGAGGAGUGCCUCUUUGGCCUGCUCACUGUCAUCUUCCUCACCUGUGUGGCAGCCACGCUGUUGGUGGCCGAGGAGGCAGCGUUGGGCCCAGCCGAGCCUCCAGAAGGGCUGUCGGUGUCCCCCAUGCCGCCCCACUGCUGCCCGGGCCGCGCCCGCCUGGCUUUCCGGAACCUAGGCACCCUGUUCCCCCGGCUGCACCAGCUCUGCUGCCGUGUGCCUCGUACUCUGCGCCGACUCUUUGUGGCCGAGCUGUGCAGCUGGAUGGCAUUCAUGACCUUCACACUGUUUUACACGGACUUCGUGGGUGAGGGGCUGUACCAGGGUGUGCCCAGGGCUGAGCCAGGCACUGAGGCGCGGAGACACUAUGAUGAAGGGGUCCGGAUGGGCAGCCUGGGGCUGUUCCUGCAGUGUGCCAUCUCCCUGCUCUUCUCCCUGGUCAUGGACCGGCUGGUGCAGCGAUUUGGCACCAGGGCAGUCUAUCUGGCCAGUGUGGUGGCUUUCCCCGUGGCUGCCGGUGCCACGUGCCUGUCCCGCAGCGUGGCUGUGGUGACCGCCUCGGCUGCCCUCACAGGGUUCACCUUCUCCGCCCUGCAGAUCCUGCCCUACACGCUGGCAUCCCUCUACCACCGCGAGAAGCAGGUGUUUUUGCCCAAAUACCGAGGAGAUGCUGGAGGUGGCGCCAGUGAGGACAGCCUGAUGACCAGCUUCCCACCAGGCCCCAAGCCCGGAUCUCCCUUCCCGAGUGGACACAUGGGUGCUGGAGGCAGCGGCCUGCUCCCGUCUCCACCCGCACUCUGUGGGGCCUCUGCCUGCGAUGUCUCCAUGCGUAUGGUGGUGGGUGAGCCACCCGAGGCUGGGGUCCUUCCGGGCCGGGGCAUCUGCCUGGACCUUGCCAUUCUGGACAGUGCCUUCCUGCUGUCUCAGGUGGCCCCAUCCCUGUUUAUGGGCUCCAUUGUUCAGCUCAGCCAGUCUGUCACUGCCUAUAUGGUGUCGGCUGCAGGCCUGGGUCUGGUGGCCAUUUACUUUGCCACACAGGUAGUAUUUGACAAGAGCGACUUGGCCAAAUACUCGCUGUAG
This is a messenger RNA of Equus caballus (horse), 6234 nucleotides long. It is a transcript of the gene SLC45A3, whose product is annotated as solute carrier family 45 member 3. Gene Ontology annotation, molecular function: sucrose:proton symporter activity. Gene Ontology annotation, cellular component: membrane. Lineage: Eukaryota; Metazoa; Chordata; Mammalia; Perissodactyla; Equidae. The record is from RefSeq and is a predicted model, not a curated record. Gene Ontology annotation, biological process: transmembrane transport.